AUGGCUCAGGAGACUCCAGUUUCAACUUUAAUGAAUCUUUGCGCAGCGAAAAAAGUGCCAUGUCCCAAAUUCACUUUGGUUCACGACGGAACAGCCACUAUAAAUCCCAUCUUUAAAUAUGAAGUGUGCCUGGUGUUAAACGAGACUGAAAUAAGAGCUAUCGGUACCGGUUCUUCAAAGAAAAUGGCUAAGCAUGAUUGUUCAAGAUUGGCCCUUAAGAAAAUAUCAGAAAUGAACCCAAUUCAGCCACACGUUUUAGAGGUUAUAGAAACCGAUGCAGGGAAACCUUCUACAAGAGUUCAUGAAUCAGUACAGGAGCUUAUCGAUUUUUGUCGUAAAAGAGGUUUACCAAUACCUGAAUAUACUUUGAUUGGUGAUAUAGGACCAGCUCAUGCUAAACAAUUUACUAUGCAAUGCGCUGUGUCUACUUUUAAGGAAACUGCCACUGCCUUUUCCAAGAAAUCUGCUAAGCAUUUAUCAGCUAAAAAAUGA
Ctenocephalides felis (cat flea) is the source of this 492-nucleotide messenger RNA. Its product is annotated as interferon-inducible double-stranded RNA-dependent protein kinase activator A homolog A-like. NCBI's taxonomy places the organism in Eukaryota, Metazoa, Arthropoda, Insecta, Siphonaptera, Pulicidae. The transcript has a single exon. The record is from RefSeq and is a predicted model, not a curated record. The coding region runs from base 1 to 492 and encodes 163 amino acids.